Molecule: messenger RNA, 7759 nt
Organism: Cydia fagiglandana
Lineage: Eukaryota; Metazoa; Arthropoda; Insecta; Lepidoptera; Tortricidae
Product: rho guanine nucleotide exchange factor 15
Exons: 19
Coding region: 234-5822 (1862 amino acids)
Biological process (GO): activation of GTPase activity
Molecular function (GO): guanyl-nucleotide exchange factor activity; protein binding
Source: RefSeq, a predicted model, not a curated record
ACUCGCGCGCGACGCGUUCCAAAUUUAAAUUUUAAAAAAUAUAGUGAAGUGACAGUUGGUGAUUGUGUUACUGUCUUCUUUCUAUUUCAAACGAUAGAGGGAGUGAUGGUUAGUUUUGUUAUGGAUUCUCUGACAAUGGAUCUAGGAUUCAGCUUUUUGUGAACCUGCAGUUAACAUGUGAUGCACACAAACUUCAGAUGGCGUAGAAAAGCAGUCGGAGACAUCCAUCACAAAUGUUAUUGAACGGUCUAAUGGAAGGGGAACCUUUACCCAAGACCAACUUGAUACCGUCGAUCAAGCUCGAAAAGGGACACAGGACCAUCAGUGAUUUGAUGAACUUCAUCCUACCGGACACAAGCAUGGCGAUAAAGGACAACCAAAAAACUGACAAAUGCGUAUACUCCGUGCCAGCCCAGCCGCCGAUCUCCGAAAGAAUGAAGUCCAUCAAUGACGCAAAGCAGGCGUUCUUAAACUCCACAAUAAACUCGCAAACGGUGCCGCCUAAAAAAGGAAUCAAGAAAGAAGAGGUUACAUUACAUUAUGCUCAGAUUGCAAUCACAACAGAAAGCGAGGAUUCGAGGAGCACCGGCGGAGGCAAAGACUUCAAGCAAACUGUCAAUCAGUUCAAAAUGAGGGAAACUGUUCCACCAAAAGACAUAUCUCCAAAAAUCAAAAAACUCAUGGAACAACAGCAAAGGAAAGUGAGCUUUAAAAUUAAAAACGCUGGGAGCUCUUACCGACGUGCUCCUGUUGCGAAGACGGUAACUAUCACAAGCAGCAAAGUUACGGAAUUAACAAAGAAGUUUAAUGAUCUAGUGGUUAAUGAACCGAUCAGAGGGACGAAAAAACCAUUGACUAAAACAAUAGAUGUGCAAGCAGCCCGAUGUUCUGCAAGUAAUAGCUCCACACCGUCUUCGACACUUUCAAGUCCGAAUAUAAAAAUAGUAGUGCGUCAACGACGAGGCUCAAAAAAACGAAAUAGUAGACGAAGGUGUUCAAGUAUGGAUUCCAUUGACAAACACGUCUCUGAUACUUCUUCAGCCAGAAUGCGUAUAAUCCGCUCAAAAUCCGAUAACACCAAAAUACCAAAAUCGCCUAAGAAAAGAUUAAAAUACUCCAAUUCUAGUGAACAGAGUGGCUCUGAUUCCAUAGAUGGCUCUCCCAAAAAAACAAGCAGUAAAGAUGUCGAACCCCCUAAAGAAAGAAAACCAACGGAAAGCAACGUAGUUAAAAAUGUUAUUAAGAAAUUUGAAUGCGAAAUCAUUGCACAGACCAAUUCAACUAAUAACACACUAAAAAGACCACCUGCGAAACCCCAAAAACCUUUACCCAUGCCUAAAGAGAAACCAAAAGUACCUGAAAAGAAAUCAACUUUAGUUUUAACGAAAAAUAUUGUGGUAAAGGACGGUGUUCCUAAAAUAAAGACUAUAAAACCGGCUCCUUCGGAACUGCCCCCAAAACCAGUAAACGUGAAAACACCUAUCGCUGCUGAAAAUCUCAAAAGAAAAGAAUCUCUUUAUGAUAAAAAUAAGUAUAAAACUAACUACAUACAUUCCGAAAAACUGCCUUUAAAGAUUGUUGAAAUAAUUCAAGAGGAUAUCAGCGAGAGUUCUAUGCCAUCGAUUAAUCCAGAACCAGAGAGAGUAGCGUCGCCUGAUAGUAAAGUGGAUGAAAAAGUGCAAGAUGUUAAUAAUAGUAUAACUCCUAACGAAUCAUUUCUUUGGCGGCGGAAAAGUAGCAUACUUUGUUCGGAUUCUGAAAAAUCUGUGUCAGAAAGCCCGUACAGUUUUUAUAGCUGCAGUCUUAAUGAAACGGCGGAAUCAUGUCCGGAAGUUUUCAUAUCUACUGAAGAAUCUCCUAAUAGUGUAGUAACUAUUUCGCAAACAAACGAAGAGACUGGAACUGAUCCUACUAAUGAGUCUAAUUCAGACUUUGAAAGUAACUUAGUUGAGGCUUAUAACAAAGAAAUUUUAGUCGGAUUUACGUCGAAACCUAAAAAAGACGACGUUGUUGAAGACGAUUAUGAAAUCUUAGAACCAAGAGACACUGAAAACGUAGUCAUAAUACCUGUUAGAACGCUGGAUAGAGUUUCAAAAAUAAACUGUCCUCUACCUGAAAUUCCUAAAGAAGAGCCGGUAGAAAAGAAAAAAGAUGUCUCGGGAGAAAAUAUUUAUCAAUGCCUUUUAGAAAUGAGAUCGCAUCCUGAAGGAGACGAGAGUAGUUUGCAUAGUUACGAGCUGUGCGAUUCGCAGUUAGAAGAGAGAACUAGAGGCGAUGGAGACAGCGACGACGGUUAUGAAUACUGCAAGUCACCAAUCAAACCCUACUGUGUUACCUCCAGUUCCGGAAUACAAAUAGCUGAAAAUUACCAGCCCUAUCAACCUGAAGCUAGCAAAAACUACGAAGUCUCCAAAUCUGUGAGCGGCACAUCGACCGUCAGCUACGAAAAGAUCGGCUCCGACAGAAUAUACGAGCGAAUACCCGCGAGAGCUCCCAAGUCUAAAGAAAGCAGCCCCACGGAUAGGAAAAGACAUUCCUACGCCUCCGACUACACGACCUAUAACGAUUCUGAGAACAUCUACGAUACAAUCAAGCACGCUGACGCAAAUUCCCUAUCGCAUUGCUAUGAAAGCAUCCCGAACAGCCCGAGUAUGGUGAAACUGAGAAAUAAUCUUAGGAAACAAUUAGCUUCUACUGUUCAUAAGCGGUUGUCGUUCGAUAAUAUGUCCAAUAUAAGUCAGUCGACGAUUUCGAGUGAGCAGAAGACUAAUAGUAUAUACGGGCAGAGAUCUGUGCUCAGUUACAAUGGUCAGGAAGUCGCUUUUCAAGUACCGAGUAGCGAGACAAGUGUCAGUGACAGGAGCGAUCGCAGUGACGACUGGGUCGACGUAUCAGACGAGGAGAGAACCGAUGAACAGAAGAUCAUUAUUGUGCGAGAGAGAAGUCGCGGAAGAAAGAGUCCAAUCAGCUGGUCGCAGAAAGUGCGGCAUCAGUGGCAGAAGACGCCUAAAGAGACUGAGAACGGCCAAGAAUGCGACAGCGGCGACUCAGGCCAUCUAUACGAGUCGCUGGAAACACCGCCACCGGCCGCGCAUGAGGCAAGACUCACGCAUGACACACGCACGCACGCGCACGCGCUAGAUGACGACUUUGACUCGUUCGACAGCGAUACGGAGGACGAACACGAGUCUGCCGCCCACCAGGCACCAGCACUGCCAGCAUCCCGGCUUCCAGCUCCGCCGAGUGCUGGAUACACGCUCACCAAGAUAGCCAGCGUGGCUCACAAGAAGAUGCGACAGCUCAAACGGAACUUCACCAAGCGAUGCUCCGUGGCAAUGGACGGUAAUCCCUUCGCAAAAGUAACGACGCCGAAAACCGACACAUAUAACGAGACGAAGAAAUCGCCCAUAUACGCCAACUGCGAGCGCCCCGAGCACAGCUACAGCAAUAUGAACUUUCAAGACACACUCAAUAAGACUGAGAAUCCCGUGAAGGGUUUCAAAGAUGAACUGAAGACGGUUAUUAGUGAGAAGAGGUUUAGUAAUGGAGAGAUGGCGCCACCGUUGCCAGAAAAACAAGAGAAGCAAGACAAACCAUCGACCCCUACGAGUGAGACUAAGAAAGACAGCGGGACGUUGUCUAGAAAAACGUAUUUUUCGUUCAAAUCGCGGUUCAGACGAGCGACGUCGAUGGCAGUGGAUAUCAACUCGGAUGUGCCUAGUGCGUUGAAGAUCACUAAUUCGACGUUCUAUUUGACUGACUCGAUGGAUGGAGACUCCGGGUUUAGCAACUGCAGCGACAACGGGCAAGGCAGCGUGGAGACCCUGUCACCGACCGCCCCGGCGCGCCACCACCGCGACGGUACGCGCGCGCUCAUCUCCGCGUCCACGCCCUGCCUGGCUCGAGCUCAGGCUCAGGCCACAGCUCAGGCCAGCCAGGCAACUCAGGCCACUCAGGCCGCGCUCGAGCGGCCGAGCGUGCCGCCGCCGCCGCCGCCCGGCCGGCCCACUGACAUUAGCGCUGUCAAUGAAGAACUGAAACGACUGCUGCCGACGCUGACGCGGAAGGACAAGGCGCCGCGCGCGCGCACCUCUUGGUACGCCGAAUGUGGUUCCGACACCUCCACGCACACCUCUAAUACUUCUUGGUACGCGGAGGCCGGCCUCUAUCAAGCUGGCAACAUCUCAUCAUCGUCGGGAGCAUCGUCAGGCUCGCACCCCGCCUCGCCACUUCCUCAUUCCCUGUUCACACACGAACCACUCUACCAGUUCUACAACGCGGCUAAAGUAGAGUCCGUCUGCCGCGACACCGGUGACUCAGAUUCGGACGCAUACGACGCGGGCGCCGGCUUGGGCGCCACGCCUGCGCCUUCCCGGCCGUCGGCCAUGGCGCUGGUGGCGCCGCGGGGCCCCGCGCGCACGCUCUGGUGCGAAGUGCCAGAAGUGCUGCAGUCUACUGUCCUCAGUUCCCUAGCGCCAGCUCAAAAGCGCCUCCAAGAGGCCAAGUUCGAGCUGCUCACCUCAGAGGCGUCGUAUCUCAACUCGCUCAAUGUCCUCGAGUCGCACUUCAUCGCGCACCCCGCCUUCCGCGACCCGCAGGUGCUGCCCCGCGAGGAGUGGGAGGCGCUGUUCUCCACCAUAUUACCUGUACGCAAGUGCUCCCAGCUCCUCAUGGUGGAACUGGAGCGCUGCUGGCAGGAGAACAUCCUGCUCACCGGCAUCUGCGACCUCGUGAGGAGACACGCGGAACAGCACUUCCACAGCUACGUCAAGUACUGCUCGAACCAGGCGCUCAUGGUGCGGGCGCUGCAGCGUUUGAGGGAGAGGCCUGCGUUCGCAACUGCUUUGAGAAGACUGGAAAGCCACCCAGCGUGCCAGUCGUUGUCGCUCCACUCGUUCCUAAUGCUGCCCAUGCAGCGCGUGACCAGACUGCCCUUACUGUUGGACGCCGUGCUCAAACACCUCAACGAGGGAGACGAGGAACGAGAGGGCUGCAUGCUGGCUCUGGCCACGCUCAACCACUUCGUGUCACAGUGUAACGAGGGUGCGCGCAACACGGAGCGUAUUGAAGAAAUGUUCCGGAUAUCGCAGAGCAUCGAGUUCCCGCCCUCUAUGCGCAACCCACCCAACCUUGGUCCGGCUUGCUCACGCCGGGAUAAAAGGCCGGUCCGGUGGCUAGUGCGAUCAGGCGAAGCGACGCAACUGGUAUGGAAAGCGGACGAGUCCAAGCUAACCUUCGGCCGCAAGUUCCACAAGACACCGCUACACUUGUUCCUGUUCAACGACUUGCUUGUCAUCACCAAGAAGAAGGGAGAGAACAGCCACGUGGCGGUGGACUUCUGCCCGCGCUCGCUGCUGGAGGUGUGCGCGGGCGACGCGGGGCCGGGCGCCGCCGCCGCCAAGCACGCGCUGCUGCUGACACUACUCGAGAACCACGAGGGACGCACGCUAGAGAUGCUAAUCUCGUGCCCGUCGGAGACGGACGCGUCGCGCUGGAGCGAGGCGCUCGCGCCGCCCGCGGCCGGCGCCGGCGAGGCCGUGUACGCGGGCUGGGACUGCCCGCAGGCCGUCGCCCUGUACGCGUACGCGGCCGCGCAGCCCGACGAGCUGUCGCUGGCGGAGGGAGAUGUGCUCAACGUCACAAGGAAGACUAGUGAGGGCUGGUACUACGGCGAGCGCACCCGCGACGGCGAGGCGGGCUGGUUCCCGGGCUCCUACACCACCGAGGUGGCCUCCGCGCAUGCGCGCGCGCGCAACCUGCGCCAGCGCUACCGCCUGCUCGCGCUCUCCGGGACCUACCUCGGCCAGAAGAAGAAACCCUGACCGCCCUGACACACGGACAAACGAGUCACAGUGAGAGCUUCGAGGAUUUACGUCAGCUCUAAGCGUGACGUCAGAUAGCUACAAUGGAAUAAAGCUCCCCCACCACGGAGGUCGCGUGACCUCCUCAAACUGAGUUAGCGGUGCCGUUUACUAGCUCUCUCUCUCUCUCUCCGGCACGAGUCUGGGGCAGAAAAAGUCCUGACCUGAUGGACUUACCCAAGGAAAUAGACGUGUCACAGUGUGUAGGGCUUCAAGGACUUAUAUGAAAAGCUUGCGAGCUAGACUUCCCGUAGCUCCGGCGGAACUGGGAUUUACCCUUAAAUUGGCAGUAAAACUAACGUUUAUGCACUUUUUAAGAACCAAAACGUUUGAGCCUGGUGAAUUCUAAUGUUUAUUUGCAAAUUUAAGGCUUGAUACGCUGUGAAAAAGCUACGACAUAUGUAUUUAGAAAGUGAAGAUAUAAGAGCUCUUUCCAGAGACCCCAGGUGAUUGGCUGUUUUUUAUCGCCAUUUCUGGGUCCAGGAUCAGGAGUAUGUCCAGUCUUUUUGUCCAACUAUCAAGUAGCUCAAGUACUUAUAAGAUAAGCCACUCGAAUCGUGGUGCUUUAAUGAGUUGUAAUUAUUAACACAUUUCACAAUUUCAUAAUGAUCUGAGUGAUGAAGCGGUGAAGAGACUAGAAUGUCCGUCCAACCACUGCCUUAUUUUAGUAGACUAUACUAUAGACCCUAGUAUUUUGGAGCAUUUUGACCAACACAAUGUUACUGCACCUACGUUUUGACUCGCGCUACAUCGAGCCGCGCCUCAUACAAGUAUCAUCUGAAAAAACAUUGCGCUGCGAAAUAUGCAAGUGUAACAUGAAACCAGCUUUAAAGUCAGAUCGGUAAGAUGUAGCGCGAGUCCAAAGAGUAUAGUAAGUGUGAGUCAUCAUUAUUUACAAAAACAAAAUGCAUUAAUACUUACAUGUUUUCAUGUAGCCUGCCCGAUUUCUAAGAUCAAGUUCGCCGUAGUAAAAGUACUACGGCGUACUUGAUCUUAGAAAAACAGACGGAUUAUAGUUAUAAUGCAUUUUUGGAAUAGAUUAAUAGUAAGAUAGUGGUGCUUGUUUUAUAACGAUGUAUUCAUGUUUCGCGUUCAAAGAGCGUCAUAAUGUAGUAUACCUAUAAUAGUGGGCGUAUAAUGUAAUGUAUAGAGGAGUGUACAGUUACGCAUGAGAUUCUCGAGAGUUUAUUGUACAGACGUUUAUGAAACUGCUGAUUAGUUGUAAGAUGUAAGUAACGUAUCAUGUAACGGUCAAACUAAUAUUUAGAACGCCGUAGAUGGGUCAUUCUUCAGAUUUGUGCCUGCGUCUAAACUCCGUCGAGCCAUACAUGUAUGAAAAGUUUGACGGAGUUGAGUCUGACCGCAGUCAUAUAAUUUGAGAACCGCCCAGAUCCCUGUUAAAAUGCGAAUUACAUUUGUACCCUGAAGGCAAAGUAAAUACGAGAUUUAAGGCUAUCGCUAUUAUAACUUGUGGAAAGGUGAAGCGAAUAAAACAAGAUGCCUCUGGAGGACUUAUCCGAACAUAGAAUUUUCAUCUCUGUCACUCACAUAAUACAAUAAAUAUCUUGUAAUUUUGUAAGUUUAACAAGGUUUUGCGAUGAGUUAUUAUUUAGUUUGGCCGCAGCCGCACCAACAGCUCGUUGUCUUGCCCGCUGUUUCGUUAUCUUAACUAGUCAUAUAAGCGGACGAGACGAUUUCUUCAUGAAAUUAUCACAAUUAAUUUAAUUUUAGAACAUUCCCAUGUUUACCUACCGUGUAAUUAUAUUUACUAUUUUACUAUUAACAUUUGAAUUUAUGUACUUAAGUAAAUUAUUGUUAUACAUUUGUAUAUGAAUUAGGGUCGACAUUCUUUAUAGGGCUUAUUUAUAGUGUUGUCAAAUAUAACUCCGUACAUAUCA